Molecule: messenger RNA, 1374 nt
Organism: Symbiodinium sp. CCMP2592
Lineage: Eukaryota; Dinophyceae; Suessiales; Symbiodiniaceae
Source: the annotation of a GenBank genome assembly
AUGGUGAUCAUGUUCCCGGCGAUGAUCACAUUGAGCCAGCGCAACAUGACCGUCCGUGAGGAGCCGAAGAGUGGCUUUGCUGCAAAGGCUAGAUUGGCCAUGGGAGGCGGACGCAAACUUCGGGGUAUCAUGACUGCCAAGCUUGGCUAUGCCGUCCAGCACAGCCUUUCUUUCCAAAUCUUUGGAGCAUCGAUGUGGAUUGCCCUGACUGUACUUGGCACCUACUUCGGGCUCCAGGUGGAACGGGGUAUGCCGGACACGGAUUUAGUCACCGACUCCUCCCGUGUGAACGCAUACUUCGCGGACGUCGAAAGCUCCUUCGUCGGGAGUCUUCCUAUUGAGCUCGGUCUUGUCUUCGACUCACCGAGGACUCUUGAUGCAUCAUACCGGAGUCGCAUGUCGGAGUUGAUCGCAGCACUGAACAACAGGUCGGACCUGGCACUGCCCGUCGAUUGUUGGCUCCAUCGAGCAGUCGGCUCCUUGAGCAGUUCCGCAUCCAUGUGCGAGGUGGACACCGCCAUACUAACGUACCUGAACAACUCAGGUGUAAGUGGCCGGGAUGCCAAGGGCGGUGUCACAGAGCAUUUGCGAGCAGCGCGGUGUCGGGCCUUUCUGUGGCAGCCGACGGACGCGGAGAAGCGCAGUCAGCAAGCACUGGACAUAGUCAGCCAAGUGAAGGACGGGUUUCCGGAGCUGGAGGUCAUCCCGUAUCACUUGAGCUUCCCGACGCAGACAGCUCGCUACCGGAUCAUCAAGGACAAGACUUUCAGCACGGCCGGUUUUGCCUUCAUUGGGGUGUUCCUCGCAGUGGGGAUCACCAUGCCUGUUCACCUAGCCAUCCUGGCACUAGCUAACGUGUGUGCUGUCACGUGUGUGCUGUUCGGAUUUAUGUGGUUUUGCAGUAUCACCAGCAACCUCAUUUCAUUUACAGUUUGCGUCAUGACGAUCGGGUUUUGCGUCGACUACAGCUUCCACGUUGUGCACUUUGCCGACCACGGUGUGUCGCCAGGGACACCUUGGGACCAACGUAUGCGGCUCUCACUAGAGUCCUGCAGCUUUGACGUACUCCAGGGAUGUUUGACAGCCUUCCUUGGUGUGGCCAUGCUCGGAUUUGGCUCUGCACACGCCUUUCGGAUCUUUGCUCUCCUCUCGGUUAUCAUUACGCUCGUCGGUGGGUUCUUUGCUCUCAUUGGCUUGCCGUGCUUGCUGGCGCUCCUGUCUAGAGCGUGGCAUGCCUGCGCGGGUCAGGUGGCACCCGAGGAAUUCCUGAGUGACGCUGUGUUGCCAGCCGUGCCUGCGAAGGGGGGGACAGAACCAGCCAAGUUGGUGGAGACCCGCAAUUUUCUGCUUUCCGUGGAUCGCGUUUCACUGUAG